CCCGACGGCGCCCGCAUCGGCUCCGGCGCCGCCGCGCUGCACGCCUCGCCUCCCUCGCUCACCACCUCGUCUUCCAGGCCACCAAGGAAGAGAUCGCCGAAUUCCUCCCCGAAGCGACCAGCUCCUCCGCCGAUGACGUCCCACUAGCAUCCGUGGUGCGCUUCAUGGCCACCAAGCACGUGCUGCUGCUGCACGCCGGCGGCGACAGUAAGAGAGUUCUGUGGGCGAACCCCAUGGGGAAGGCCUUCCUGCUGGUGCCUUACAUGGCCGGGGACAACCCCGACGGGCAUGUCCGGCUGCUCUUCGACCACAUCAGGGAGGGUCCAGCGCAAGGCAAGGAUUCAAGACCGGCAUCGGCAAGUCCAACCUGCCCUCCCGCUUCACCCGCAACGAGUUCAGCCUCGAGUCCAAGUCCACCAUCAGGGGGGUCGAGUUCACCACCCGCUCCCUCUAGGUCGACGGCAAGGUCGUCAAGGCCCAGAUUUGGGACACCGCUGGCUCUUCCUAUCCCCGUCUGUUCGGCAGCAGUUGUGGAGACCAUGGAUGGGACUAUCGCAGUUGCUUGCGUUUCGCGGGCAUCAGGAAGUGUGCUUUGAAAUGUAGGGCGAAUCUUGUGGAGGAGUAGGGCGAAUCGGACAUUGUCUCGCUUGUGCCGCUGUGGUAAAAACAGAGCACCACUCUUACUUGAUGUGCAUGUGUUAAUACGGCAGAAUGAUUGAGAUCUGUUUGACUUUUCUCUUCUCUUUGUAGAUAACAUGCUCAAUAUUGUUCAUGCGACUGUGUAUGAAUCUUAUGUACGUGCAGAUUAUCAGGCAUUGUUUAAUGCUGCCGAGGGUGUAACAGAG
Triticum dicoccoides is the source of this 845-nucleotide messenger RNA. RefSeq lists its product as uncharacterized. The coding region runs from base 165 to 596 and encodes 143 amino acids. The transcript has 4 exons. NCBI's taxonomy places the organism in Eukaryota, Viridiplantae, Streptophyta, Magnoliopsida, Poales, Poaceae. Gene Ontology annotation, molecular function: transferase activity, transferring phosphorus-containing groups. The record is from RefSeq and is a predicted model, not a curated record.